Psylliodes chrysocephalus is the source of this 525-nucleotide messenger RNA. Lineage: Eukaryota; Metazoa; Arthropoda; Insecta; Coleoptera; Chrysomelidae. The record is from the annotation of a GenBank genome assembly.
UAAACAGUUAAGAUGAAUUCAGCAUUUUGGAUAUUUUUCUUUUUGACCGUAGCCUUUUGUGUUUCGGAUUCUUUGCAAGCCUACUACCCCAAUAAUAGUCCCACUUGCUACGGUAGUUCCUGUCCCAUAGAAACGACAAGAUGCAAAAAACAUAUGAAAUCAAGUACCGAUGGGUAUAUGUCAAUAACAAUACAUUGUUUGGAUGAAGAAGAUGGAAGCUUAAAAACUUACUUCUUUGAGGAACCUACUUCUCUAGGCCGUUACACCAAAUACGAAAGUACGUCAUACACUAGCAUUGGUGGUGGAGUAAACACAUUUAAUAGCUUACAGGGAUACAGAACAAGAAAUAAUGACGUAGAGCUAUUGCAAUAAAUUCUUAUUCUCUUAUUCUUAUGAAAUAUUUGAAAACUAUGAGCAGGUACAAACGAAAACCUGAGAUUUUAUUAAAAGAAACAAAUUCAAUAUUGUAGAUAGUGAGCAACAAAUAAAAACAAUAAAAAACUUUUACAUUUUACCAAAUAGUAC